Salvia splendens (bonfire salvia) is the source of this 1097-nucleotide messenger RNA. RefSeq names its product plant intracellular Ras-group-related LRR protein 6. The transcript has 2 exons. The record is from RefSeq and is a predicted model, not a curated record. Lineage: Eukaryota; Viridiplantae; Streptophyta; Magnoliopsida; Lamiales; Lamiaceae. Gene Ontology annotation, molecular function: protein binding. Gene Ontology annotation, cellular component: cytoplasm. Bases 106 to 918 code for a protein of 270 amino acids.
UCUCCGUGUCGUGAUCUGCAUCUUCCUGCAUUCAUCACCAUCAAAAAUUCGCCAAACCAUCAACAGACCAUCCCGGAAUCCUUGACUGCGCGGCUGCUAAACGUGAUGCUGUUAGACGUGCACUCCAAUCAGCUAAAGUGCCUCCCAAACUCCAUAGGAUGUCUCUCCAAACUCAAGAUCUUGAACGUCUCCGGCAAUCUCCUCCUACAACUUCCUUCAACCAUAGAGAACUGCAGAUCCCUUCAAGAGCUGAACGCCAACUUCAACAAGCUCCGGCAGCUCCCGGACACGAUGGGGUUCGAGCUUCUAAACCUAAGAAAGCUAUCAGUGAACUCAAACAACCUGGCCUUCCUCCCCCACUCGACCUCCCACCUCACCAAGCUCCGGGUCCUCGACGCCCGCCUCAACUGCCUCCGAUCCCUCCCCGAGGAUCUCGAGAAUCUUAUCAACCUUCAGAUCCUGAAUGUGAGCCAGAACUUCCAGUACCUGGAGACGCUCCCAUACUCGGUGGGGCUGCUGAUGUCGCUGGUGGAGCUGGACGUGAGCUACAACAAGAUCGCGGCCCUCCCGGACUCCAUCGGGUGCCUGAAGAAGCUGCAGAAGCUGAGCGUGGAAGGGAACCCGCUGGUGUCGCCGCCGCGGGAGGUGAUGGAGCAGGGGCUGCUGAUGGUGAAGCAGUACAUGUGCGACAAUAUCAACGGGAGGACGUCGUACCAGAAGAAGUCGUGGCUGGGGACGCUGGCCAAGUGCGGCUCGUUUAGCGUGAAUAGGAGUAAUAGGGAAGACGGAUACAUCAUGCCGCCGAGUCCGAUGCCGAGUUAUAAGGCCAUCGAUGGUGUAGCGUCGCCCAGAUAUUUUAAUAUGGGGUUCUUCUCGCCCAAGCGCCUCUUCUCUCCCAAGUCCUACUUCUCCAAAUGAUUUCUUUUUUGCUCAUUUUUUUUGUUUUUUUAGUGUGUCAUCAUCAAUUUUGUGUAUUAAUUGUUGUCAUGUUUUUGUAAAAUAGAUAUGUGUGUAAUUAAUUGUUUCAUGAACAUGUAGAACGAGUGAUACACCGCCUGCGUGUGUAUUGUCUCGGAGAUCUGAGAAAGUAGAACCAA